Molecule: messenger RNA, 633 nt
Organism: Galendromus occidentalis (western predatory mite)
Lineage: Eukaryota; Metazoa; Arthropoda; Arachnida; Mesostigmata; Phytoseiidae
Product: retinal homeobox protein Rx-A
Exons: 4
Coding region: 1-633 (210 amino acids)
Biological process (GO): regulation of transcription by RNA polymerase II
Molecular function (GO): DNA-binding transcription factor activity, RNA polymerase II-specific; RNA polymerase II transcription regulatory region sequence-specific DNA binding
Source: RefSeq, a predicted model, not a curated record
AUGAAUAAGUUGGGGAACGAAGCGAGCACGAGCAGAAGACCCUGGGAGGACUUGAGUGAUUCGGUUCCCGCGCCUUCACCGUACAAUUACUCAGAGUAUGAUCGGGUGCCGCCGAAUGGUACCGUCGUACACUGCGAACCCCGCCGAAAACAGCGUCGGUACCGAACAACCUUCUCUGCGCAACAACUCGACGAGCUUGAGAAAGCAUUCAGUGUGUCACAUUACCCGGAUGUUUUCACCAGGGAAGAGUUAGCCGUUAAAACAGACCUUACGGAAGCGAGAGUCCAGGUUUGGUUCCAGAAUCGGCGAGCGAAAUGGCGGAAACAAGAACGAGUGGAAAACCCACCAUCUUACGGAUUACCCGCUCAUCAGCCGUCGGUUUCGGCGCAGGCAGCCUUCGCGGCGAUGAAUAAUAAGCGUCAACAGUCGAUGGCGGCCGCUCCUUUUGCCGUGAAUCCUUUCAUGACUCCUUUCGGAACUUCGUUCACCCCGUUCGUGAACCCAUUGAAUAUUUACGCCUCGCAAGCGGCGCAUUGGCUCCACGCUGAGAUGAACGGUCUCCAGGAUGUCGUUGCCACACGUACAGCUCCAAGCGUCGAGAUGCCGCUAGAAACCGUCGAGAACAACAAGUAG